AUGUUAAAGAAAAAGUUGGUCAGAAGAGCAACAAACAAAGUUGUUACUAACGACAUUAAUUUGCAGGAGACAAACAAUAAUAUCAAGGCAUUAAAAACGUCACAUUUAUUUUCCACAUCCUUGUGGCAACAUGUCUAUAAUUUAGAAUGUCAACUAAAUGAAAACCUAUGCCAUUUCCAGCCUGGCCAUGAAAUAACACACAUUUACAAUCCCGUUGAAUAUGCAGCCCAACUGCACUGCGAAUAUCUGAAGCAUUAUUUAAAAGGAACUAAAAAGUUAUUGUUUAUUGGUAUGAAUCCGGGACACGAUGCCGAAAACAAUCCAUCUCUAGAACUAUGGAGACAAUUUCACAAUUUAGAGACGGACUUAAAUGAAAAACUUAGACAUUUUCUACCAAAUCCAGUAAUAUCUCAUAUUUAUAAUCCAGUUGAGUAUGCCUCUGAUAUACAUUGUGCUUAUCUUAAAAAAUAUUUGAAUGGACGGCAAAAAUUAUUGUUCAUUGGUUUGAAUCCAGGACCUAAUGGUAUGGUGCAGACAGGUAUACCCUUUGGCAAUAUCACAACCGUAAAAAAUAUUAUGGGACUUCGCGGUACAGUUGACAAACCGACCAUAAUUCAUCCCAAGCGUCCUGUCGAGGGCUUGGCAAGUACACGUGAAGAACCAAGUGGCAAACGUCUAUGGACUUUAUUUCAGAAGUUAUCAAAGGGAUCUCUUGAUACAUUUUUUGAGCAGUGUUUUGUACACAACUUUUGCCCACUAGUGUUUUUUAACAGCAAUGGUAACAAUAUCACACCAAGUGAAUUAAAAGGUCCUUAUAAGCAACAAAUUCGCGAUGAAUGUUUACGCACCACUGAACAAAUAUUGCAAAUAAUACAACCAGAAAUCAUUGUAGCUAUUGGGGCGUAUGUGCAUGAUACUCUUAAAAAAUCUGAAUAUUGUAAAAAUAAACGUCUAUUACGCCUGGCACACCCCAGUCCCAGAUCGUUAAAUAAUAACAAUUGGCCAGAGAAAGCAGAAAAUUUUUUGAACGAUGAGGAUUUGCUAAAGUAUUUGAGAAAUGAAUUAUAUGCAACUUGAAGCAAUUUAAUAGUUUUUGUAGUUUUCAUUUUAAGUCAUUUUAAUUCUUACAAUUUAAUAUGCAAAUAAGCUGGACUUAUUUUAAAAUGUAUGCAUAACAAAAAAAAAAGAAUUGAAUUCAUUUAUAUUUAAUUUUUUAUAUGUACUAUGUUUAAAAAUAAAAACAUUAAACUCGAA
Molecule: messenger RNA, 1254 nt
Organism: Calliphora vicina (urban bluebottle blowfly)
Lineage: Eukaryota; Metazoa; Arthropoda; Insecta; Diptera; Calliphoridae
Gene: Smug
Product: Single-strand-selective monofunctional uracil-DNA glycosylase
Exons: 3
Coding region: 1-1077 (358 amino acids)
Biological process (GO): base-excision repair
Molecular function (GO): single-strand selective uracil DNA N-glycosylase activity; oxidized pyrimidine nucleobase lesion DNA N-glycosylase activity
Source: RefSeq, a predicted model, not a curated record